Ricinus communis (castor bean) is the source of this 552-nucleotide messenger RNA. RefSeq lists its product as uncharacterized. Lineage: Eukaryota; Viridiplantae; Streptophyta; Magnoliopsida; Malpighiales; Euphorbiaceae. The record is from RefSeq and is a predicted model, not a curated record.
UCAAAUAUGACUAUUUCAGUAAAGUUUGGGGGCAAGUUAGACAUGUUUCCUUCACAUUUAUCAAAAUCUCGAAGGUAAAAUUCUCAAACCAAUAAAAUUUAGCAGAGAAAAUUUCAAUGGCGGAAUCAAAACCACACUCAACAGCCUCUCCAUCGUCAGAGAAAGAUGUUCAUACUGCGCAUCACCAUAAAGAAACACAUGGAACAAGUGAUGACAUUGAUGAGAGCACCCCAAUAGAUGAAGUUAAAGGACCAGGUGUUCUUGAACGAGUCAAGGAAGAGAUUGAGGCCCUUGUUGGAGCAAUUCUUCCUAAGAAGGAUGAGAAUCACAAGCAUCUUCCUAGCAAUGAAAUGAAGUAGGUUGAAAAGAAAAGAGAAAUUUUCUUACUUUUGUGAUUGAAUAAUGGAAAUUGAUGUUGUAUUAUUGAUGACUUUCAAUUCCCCAAGUCAGUAUAUCUGCUGAAACUUACUUGUUUUUAUGCGCUUGGGCAUUGUGGAAUGUGGAGAAUGUAUCAUUCAUUCAUUUAUUAUUUGCUUUGAGAUUGAGAAUGCA